Oncorhynchus mykiss (rainbow trout) is the source of this 5846-nucleotide messenger RNA. Its product is annotated as sine oculis-binding protein homolog. Lineage: Eukaryota; Metazoa; Chordata; Actinopteri; Salmoniformes; Salmonidae. The record is from RefSeq and is a predicted model, not a curated record. Gene Ontology annotation, cellular component: nucleus. Gene Ontology annotation, biological process: animal organ development.
CCUCCCUGCUCUCUGGGAUUUAGAGAGAGGGGUUGUUAGUCGGCGGCGGUAGGGCGGCAGCAGCAGCCCACAGCACCCAUGUUCAGUGGAGAGUCAGUGGAAGGUGCCCCCAGAUGACCGACGCAGACGUCUGGGAAUGACAGCCGCUGUCACCGAGAGUGACAGCUUUCGCUCUCUGUCGCCGCACCUUGACUAGCCUUGACUAGCCCCGGAGUGACGCGCUCUAUCAGUCGCACGCCAAAGAAGUGACACGGAGCCAGUCAGAACUAUGCCAGAGAUGGAGAAAGGGAGACCACCGGAAAACAAACGCAGUAGGAAACCCGCGCACCCCGUCAAGAGAGAGAUCAACCAAGAGAUGAAGACCUUUGCAGAGAGCACCAUGAAUGAGCUCCUAGGCUGGUACGGCUAUGACAAGUUGGAGCUCAGAGACUCCGAGGCCACCGAGAUACGGAACUACCCCAACCGUGAGAGACGCCAGCAGCACGUCUCAGUUCUUAAAGAAAACUCGGUGCCCAAAUCCAAGAGCCUAGACAGCCCCAUGACACUGGCCAUGAGGAGUGGAGAGAGAGAAUCAUCCAGAGUCCCCUCUUCCUCCCCCGGUUCCUCCUCUCUGACCAGCCCUAAGGAGCAAAAGAGUGCCCCCGUAAUUGUCCCGCUUAUAAAGCCAUCGGCAGUGGAAGACGUGCAGAAUGUGCAGAUAGUGUGUGUGUGGUGUCAGAAGGAAGGGGUGAAGCGCUACUCUCUCUGUAUGGGCACCGAGCUGAAGAGCUUCUGUAGUGAGAAGUGCUUCGCCGCCUGCCGACGGGCCUACUUCAAACGCAACAAGGCCCGGGAUGAGGACCUCCAUGUAGGGGAGAGGUCCCCCCAACACACCCCUGCUGAUAACUCACCACGACUCGUGCUGAACAGUGGAGGUGCCAGAUCUCUCUCGCCUGUACCGCAGGUGUGCAACUGGUGCAAGCACGUCCGCCACACCAAAGAGUACCUGGACUUUGGCGCCGGUGAGGAGCGGCUUCAGUUUUGCAGCACCAAGUGUCUGAACCAGUACAAGAUGGAUGUGUUCUACAGAGAGGCCAGGGCCACUCUCACCAGCUCCAGCCCAGGAAGACCAACCCAGGAGGGGAGACCCGAGUCCACCGGAGGGGUCCAGAACCAGAAGCUCCUGACCCCUGAAUCGUGGAGCAGCAAUGCUGGGGACGUGAGGGGGACGACCAGGUCGCCCAAAGGUCAGACGCCGAUCAAUGGUACAGCGGCACCAAGGACUGUGUCUCCAUCCGAGGCGUCAUCUUCGUCAUUGAAGGUUAACAUUUCAGGACUGAGGCACCUGGAGAGGCACGUCCUGCCACCACCCGCGCAGGUAACGAGCCACCACCCCGCCCCUCCCCCUCCUCACCCCCCCAUGGAGCACCACAAGGCCAUGCCUCAGAUCCCGCUGCCCUUCAUCCGGCCCCCUCUCCACGCCCAGGGCCUGAAGAGCCCCCUGGCCAACCCCCCCAGGGGCCACCCUGGCCCCCCUUCCAGCCCCAUCCACCAGCCUCCCCCUCACUCCCCCCAUCACCCCCACCAACCCCACCUUCAGCCCCCAUCGGCCACCUCCAUGAACCCACCCGGAAUACACCCCUACCCGGGGGCCUACUUCCCAGGCUUGCACUCCCCCCCUAUCAACAUGAUGGGGCUCCGUGGCCCAGUGCCCAUGCUCCCUAUGAUGAACUUCGGGGGAUGGUCGUCUUUAGGCCCCUUCUUCCCCCAGCCCACGGUCCUGGUGCCCUACCCCAUCAUUGUACCAAUCCCAGUCCCCAUCCCCAUCCCUAUCCCAAUACCCAUACCCCCUAAAUCUGCUCCUCCAGAAGCCCCAGGGGUCCCCCACAGUGGGGUUAUCCAGCCCGUGCCGGAGGGGAUAGAGGGGGGACGCUCCAGGGGUGUCAAUUUGCCUUCUCCCAAGAGCUUGGCGGCCAACAGAUUGGGUAGAACCACCAACCAGGGUCUCCCCUCACCCUCAGACCAACCCAGAAGGGACAUCACAGAUUGGGUGAAGUCGGAGAGGCAGGCUCAGUCACCCAUGUCGAUCCCUCACAAUGCAGUGUCCUCCCCCAGGGCUCGCUACGAUGCUUCCCCAUCUUCCAACUCAGUGAUUGAGGGACUGUCAGACUUUAAGCUGAGCCAGCAGCAGCAGCCAGAGAGGCAGGUCAUCCAGAGAGUGCUCCAGAGGACCCCGGUCAAGCUGGAGCCCAACCCCCACGGAGUGGUGAACCUGUCGGGUCCGGGUGAGCCCGGAAUGGGGCAAGGCACCAGGCUGGUGGAUACCAGAGUGGACCACCACAACCACCACCAUGACAUUAUCAAACCCACCCCUCCACUAACCCAGUCACCCCCUCUUCUGCACAACACCGCCUACCCCCAGAGCCCUAACAUACGACCCCCCUCAGACACCCCACCAACUCCCAGAGGGGAAUGCAGCAGCCCUCCCUGCGAUACCGCCACCCCCUCCCCCUCAACACUCCCAGACGUCCCCAAACAAACAACACCGUCAUCAUCCCCCGACCCUCCUCCCAGCCCAGACUCCUCCCAGUCUCAGAGAGAGGCCCCGCCUCUUGGUCCUGACGCCGCCCUCAGUGAGCUGGAGGCAGUCAAAGAGAACAGCUGCUCCAAUGGCCAGGUCCAGGUUCCAUCCCUCCUCACCAGCCAAUCAGAGGGGCCCUCGGCCGCUGGCGACUCCGAGGACCCCCACGUCCCAGAUGAGGACCAUGCCUAUGCCCUGCCCACCCCCAACCUUACACCCACCAGAACGGGCGGUGCCCCCACCAACACCCCCAACACUCUCCUCCUGCCCAAGCUUAGGGACAAGGGUGUUCUACUAUGCCCACCGAGUGUGGCUGGGCCUGGGGACAUGGAGCCUGCUCUGAAGAGACGGUGCCUCCGCAUCCGAGAUCAGAUCAAGUAGGGAAGGGAGGCUCACUGUACAGCGGUACCAGAUCCAGUGCCCCGCCCUCUUGGGUACAUCACCAGCACCAACGCCCUCCCUCCAACCCAUUACACAGCCACCUGGGAGAUCAACUCCAACCUUCUUCUGACCACGACGUGCCAAUCAAGGAAGCAGUCCAAUGGGAGAAGCAGUCCAAUGGGAGAAGCAGUCCAAGAGCUCAAUGUUGACUUCCAGUACAUUCACAGCACAAGAGUGUGUGUAUGUUUGUGUGUGUGUGUCUAUGCACGCCGUUAGGUACCUUUAUGUGGCAUUUCUGGACCUUUCCAAGGGACAGACAAUUCCAUCUCUGAUCUCUCCCAUAGUCCAGGAGCCUAUGAAGCCAGCCCAAAGAGCCCACUCAGCCCAGUUCCAAUCCUCAGCCAUAGUCAGGGGCUCUACACUGCACUAGAUGGUAGGCUGCUAGGCUACGAUCAGCAGCCUUGUGUGGUCUUCUCCAAUAGAGACUGAACCUGAUCUCUUUCCUGGGGAAAUGGUUUGUUUUCUCUGCUCGGCUCCACACAAAGAGCCACAUUGUUCCUCUCCCCCAUAUCCCACACUGACUCUCCUACUCUGGUUUUGGGUUACCUGGCUAACAGGGGCUCAGGCUUCAGGAGGAGUUUGUCUUUUUAAAUUGUUCUGUCUGACGGAGGGCCAGGAAUAUGUGUGUACCCUUCUCCUUCUUUCCUGUCCUUUCCACCCCGCAGUCCCCUCUCCAAUGGUACACACACUAGUCCUAAAGUGUGACUCUGACACCAAUUGCUUGUUAAUGUCCUCUUCCCCUCCUAUUUCCCCCCUCUAUGGACGAGCGGACGAGGAUCAGUUCAGCACAUUAUUCUCUGGUGGUUUUCUGUUUGAAAGAGGGAUGGAGAACCUUGGGGCAAUGAAAAAUGACAAAAUAAUUAACUGUAAACUAUGUAAUAUGAUAAUGAAAGAGAGUCCCAUAUAUCAUGAAAUCCACUAUUUGUGACUUGCCUGAGACCGGAAGACUUGUGUCAGCUCCCCAAAACUAAUGCCUAGGUUUUGGCUCGAAGGGCUAACACAGUCUUGUGGUGCGCCGGAGACCCAGCUUUCGAACCCAGUCAUUUGAUUUACAACACUGACUCGGCCAUGGAACAGAGGUAGAUCAUUUCAGUGUCCAAACCUACUCACUCUGUUGACGCUCUUUAUCUUACUCAGAUGACUCCUUUUGGUGGGUUUGGGCAGUCAUGUUACCAGCCAUGGUAUUAUUUUGAACUGUCAAAGGCUGCAAAAAAGCAGCUAUCAGUAUUACAGUUUCCCCUAGUCUGGGGGUUUAUAAUGAUGAUACUAACUAUAAGCCUGGUCCCAGAUCUGUUCAUGCUGUCUUGCCCACUCUUCUGGUCAUUGUCAUGCCAAACAGCACAAACAGAUCUGGAAUUAGCCUGAAAACGAUCUAGUGGGAGCAUCAUCAUCUGGAGGCCUUGCCAACACUCAUCGUCACAUUGUGAGAAUUCACUUUUAGUUUUUGCUUUACAUAGACUUUAUAAUAAUUUAUGAAUGAUGCCUUCAUAGAUCUCCAGAAAGUGCUUUAUGGAUUUUUAUUUCGAUCCUGAUUAUUAUACUGUAUUUGUUUGCGAGUGCCGAAGCUCUUACCAGUGUCCAAAUGUUUUGUUUGAAUUUGUCCACUAGAGUGCAGUGUCUGUCUAUGGAACAUAGCAACUACCUGUCUCAUAUACCUUAUAUAAAUAGAGUUUUCAAUAGCGUACACAAUUGUUCAUUCAACCAUACAUUUACUGCCAAUUAUAAGUCUUGUCUUUUUUCACGACAGCCCAGUUUCAACAAUGCCUCGAUCUAUGCCUCGAUCCAGCCACAGAACAUCACCUAUUGCCAUCACUAUAGCCAAAGUAGAACAUUGCCACAACCAUAGAAAUACAAUUCAUAGAAGGAUGUCCCCAUUCAAGUCAAUGAGGCCAUAAUGGGUCAUUCUAUUUCUAUGGCCACAACAACAUUGCCAAGUCAUUGGCUGGAAAGCAGACUCCUUGCUGCGGGGGAGUGACCACACUGGCUUUCCAGCGUCUUUCUAUAGUCAUGACCUCGAAUAGCCUCCUGACCCACACUCCCCUCUCUCGCACACCCACACAAACACGCACACACAUGCCUCUGCAAUCUCAAAACUGCAUUCCAAAAAGCACGUCAAUCAGCAUGUGUAACCAUGGUGAAAAGUAGCUAAUUCCAGUCAACAUGCUCACCGUAGGUUAUACCCUGUAGUGUCAUUGUAAUCUUAGUCUGACCAAGGGACUGUGUCAACAACUAGUAUAUGAGUCAGUGGUGACGUAACUUGGCAUCUCUAUACUAUCAGUCUUGUGAUAUCGGGGAUACUCCCCUAGCCAUACCUUUAGUGCAGUGUUCCCCAACCCUGGUCCUCCAGGACCCCCAACACUACACAGUUUAGUUGUAGACCUUGACAAACACACCUCAUUCAAGUCAUUGAGGGCUUGAUGAUUAGUUGACAAAUGAAUAAGGUGUUCUUGUCCGAGGUUACAAUACAAAUGUGUGCUGUUGGGGGUGUUGGGAAACACUGCUUUAGUGGCCAAGAAGUGAACAAAAAACUGCCAUGGUAUAUUACACAUCUGCCUAUAGUAACUAACUCAAACUCUAACCCUAUAGUAUACUACACCUACCAUCACUGUCCCUCACCUGUUUAUUCAAGACUUUGGGGGAAAAUUUGGAAGAACAAAAAAAAAUGCCAAGUUGUCUGAAACCCAUAGAUUGUGGACUCGGGACACUCAUUGAACAUGUAAGGCACCGUAUAAUUGACAAUUCACAGAUUGUUUGUAUUUAGGCCUAAAUUAAUAGGAUCAACUGGGAGCUGUUUGGUGGAGACCUAUUUGUAAAGUGAAUAAAGGCUAUUCUGAGAACAACAACA